CGCCUCAGCCUCCCAGAGUGCUGGGAUUACAGGUGUGAGCCACCGCGCCCGGCCUCUCCUGAGUUCUUAAACUCUCUCCUCAUCUUGCUUCCAAUGCCCGCCCCCUCCGCUCCCCUCCACGUCUCUCCAGGGCUCAGCCUGUUGCUACUGUCCUUGCUCCUGGUUCAAGCUGGUGUCUGGGGAUUCCCAAGGCCCCCUCUGAGCCUGCAGGAGCUGCGAAGGGAGUUCACGGUCAGCUUGCACCUCGCCAGGAAGCUGCUCUCCGAGGUUCGGGGCCAGGCCCACCGCUUUGCUCAAUCUCACCUGCCGGGAGUGAACCUGGACCUUCUGCCCCUGGGAGAGCAGCUCCCCAACGUCUCUCUGACCUUCCACGCCUGGCGCCGCCUCUCUAGACCAGAACGACUCUGCUUCCUCUCCACAACACUUCGGCCCUUCCAUGCCCUGCUUGGGGCGCUGGGGAGCCAGGGAGACUGGACCAGCUCUGAGAGGAUGCGGCUGUGGGCCAUGCGGCUGGACCUCCGGGACCUGCAGUGGCAUCUCCGCUUCCAGGUGCUGGCUGCAGGAUUCAACCUCCCCGAGGAGGAGGAGGAGAAGGAGGAGGGGAAGGGGCUUCUCCCAGGAGCUCCUGGCAGCCCCCUGCAGGUGCUGGCCCAGGUCUCCUGGCCGCGGCUGCUGUACACCUACCAGCUGCUGCACUCCCUGGAGCUUGUCUUAUCUCGGGCCGUGCGGGACUUGCUGCUGCUGUCCAAGGCCGGAAACCCAGCCAAGGCCUUGGGGUUCCCAACACCUGGCCCUCAGCCCUGACGGGGUGACUUCUUAGCCUCCUACCCCUCACCCUUUAGGACUUGACCAACAGGACAGCUCCAGCUCAUAUGCCUCAGACAAGGCAGGCCUCUACCAGCCCCCAGCCCCAGGCCCUACCCAAUAACUUAAAGCCCCUCCAGUCCUUGCCAGCUAUUUAUUUCUUGGAUAUUUAUUUAUUGUUUAGGGAGAUGAUGGUUUAUUUAUUGUUUCAGGGCCUGGCCACCAAGCUGGGUACCUAAUAAAACACUCUCACCCUCUCCCCGCCUCAGCUUUUUUUCAGGGUAUGGCCGUCUGACACCCCAAGGGUGGGAUGGCCUGGAAUGGAGCUAGCAGCCUCUGGCCACCCUGGACCCCUCUGUGAUCCUACGUUUUUGGGGCCGUGAUCCAUCCUCCCCUGCUCUGG
Molecule: messenger RNA, 1207 nt
Organism: Lemur catta (Ring-tailed lemur)
Lineage: Eukaryota; Metazoa; Chordata; Mammalia; Primates; Lemuridae
Gene: IL27
Product: interleukin 27
Exons: 4
Coding region: 94-804 (236 amino acids)
Biological process (GO): regulation of T cell proliferation; regulation of T-helper 1 cell differentiation
Molecular function (GO): interleukin-27 receptor binding
Source: RefSeq, a predicted model, not a curated record